Colias croceus (clouded yellow) is the source of this 2055-nucleotide messenger RNA. It is a transcript of the gene OstDelta, whose product is annotated as dolichyl-diphosphooligosaccharide--protein glycosyltransferase subunit 2. NCBI's taxonomy places the organism in Eukaryota, Metazoa, Arthropoda, Insecta, Lepidoptera, Pieridae. The record is from RefSeq and is a predicted model, not a curated record. Gene Ontology annotation, cellular component: membrane; oligosaccharyltransferase complex. The coding region runs from base 147 to 2018 and encodes 623 amino acids. The transcript is spliced from 10 exons. Gene Ontology annotation, biological process: protein N-linked glycosylation.
UGCUACGUCGUCGUUUUACGUCAAAUUGCGAAGGUGGUACCGGCAGCAUUUAUUGAUAUGAAGAGAUUUUAAAUUAAGAUUUAUUAGUUAUAUUGAAUAAAUAAUUAAAUAAUCAAUCAAGCACAUUGUGAUUCUAAUAUAAAAAUAUGUUUUUUAGGGAAUUGUCGGUGUUAUUAUGCACCAUAGUAUUAUGCAGUGCAAUACUACAAGGUACAAUCGACGUGAAACGGUUGCAAGGUAUACUUGAAGAAGGAAUAAAAAGCAAAGAAUUGAGCUCAGUGUACUAUUCCCUUAGAGGUUUAAAAGUACUCAAUGCUAAAAUUCCUGAUAUUUGCCAGGAUUUAAAAUCAGCACAGUAUGAUCCCAAGAAUAUUGAACAAGUUUUCUACCUUACGAAUGCUGCUGAACUAUCUGGCUGCCAAAAUUUCCUGACACCAAAUGUGUUGAGUGGGACAUCUCAGAUAUUGGACAAGAAGGAUCCCACUCUUGCUGAGUUAUAUCAUGCAGUUUAUUCUAUGAAAGUAUAUAAGAAAGCUACCAUCUAUGAUAAAGAAGAUGCACUGAAGAAUCUUAUUCAAUUAUUGAAGAAAGAUGACACACCAAUUAACUAUGGCUAUGUAUUUGCCCUUUGUGAACACAUGGGAUGUGGUGCGUGGACCGCUCAGCAUUCUGAGGGCAUCUUGCUAUCAGCUGAUGAGAGUGAUGGAAAGAGUCUGCAGUUUGAGGGAGGCCUGCCUGUCACUUCCUUCCUGCUGACUACUAUUCUAAGAACAUUCAAAUCGCUCAAGAAGUCGUCCCCGCUAUCUGACGAGCAGAGACACAAGUUCGCAGCAUACCUCGUGUCGCGCCGCUCCGCUACUACACCUAGAGCCGCUGCUUUACUGUUGGAAGCUGCGUACGCUAUUGCUGAUGAUCAGCCAACUCCAAUCAGUGUGUCCUUCAAAGACAGAAAGUACAUCACAUCAGAAAUAGACACAAUUGAGUUCUCCGUCACUGAUCUGAUCGCGAGACCGAUCCCCUACCUCAAGCCGGAAGAAGUUGUCGCCCAAUCAGGAACCAGACUCGCUGAUGACGUAGUUGUCCUAUCCAAACAACCGCUCACGCAGAAAGCCAACGAUCCGACGACUUUCGUCCUUAACUUGAGCAAGAUUAAGACUCAAUAUGGCAUGUACAAGAUCUCCCUUGCAACUGGAUCUAAAUCGGCGAACUUUGUCGUAGCGGUGUUGGGAGAAAUUCAAGUGAACAGCUUGGAAGUUGGUAUCGGUGAUGUGGACGGUACUACUAGCCCGAAAUUGACAACACUGACAUACCCCAAUAAGUUGACUGAUGUGCUGCAGGCUGAUCAUUUGCAGAAGGUGUCGCUCAAGUUCACGGUAAAGGACAAGUGGAACAAGGCGGUUGUGGUGCAGCAAGCGUUUGUGAGAAUCGCACCCAUCGACGACACCACUGAGGCACUGUUCGUUGCAGAGCCUGAUAAUAUGAAGGCAUAUAAGGUGGACUUAAACGUGGGCUCAAUCGCCAAACACGUGGGCGGUGUGUCGGGCUCGUACGCAGUGAGCGUGGUGGUGGGCGACAGUGCGGCCGCCGCGCCGCUGCGGUGGGACGUCGGCACCGUGGCGUUCAACUUCGGGAAGGACUCCGCUCUUGCGAUAGAGCGCAGUACAUCUCCCCCCGCCCCGCCCCGCGCGGCGCUGCCCGAGCUGGCGCACACGUUCCGCGCGCCAGACGCGCGCCCGCCGCGGCUCGUGUCGGACGUGUUCGCGGCUGCGUGCGCUGCGCCGCUGCUGCUGCUGCUCGUGCUCUGGGCGAGAUUGGGACUCAACUUUGGAAACUUCCCCGUGACGCCCGCGGCGCUCGUGUUCCAUUUGGCGUUGGGAGCAUCUCUCGGUCUAUACGCGCUGUUCUGGCUGCAACUGUCGAUGUUCGCGACACUGCGCUACCUGCUGCCGCUGGGCGCGCUCACGUUCCUGUCGGGCCACCGCCUGCUGCGCCGUCUCGCUGACAAGAAGCGCGCCUAGUGUAGUGUACAUGUAGCUUAAUAAAUUAUACAUUGUC